Ruditapes philippinarum (Manila clam) is the source of this 5500-nucleotide messenger RNA. Its product is annotated as echinoderm microtubule-associated protein-like 2. The transcript is spliced from 24 exons. Gene Ontology annotation, molecular function: microtubule binding. The record is from RefSeq and is a predicted model, not a curated record. Bases 414 to 2948 code for a protein of 844 amino acids. Gene Ontology annotation, biological process: microtubule cytoskeleton organization. Gene Ontology annotation, cellular component: mitotic spindle. Lineage: Eukaryota; Metazoa; Mollusca; Bivalvia; Venerida; Veneridae.
GAAAUAAAGCCGUCAACAAGGGCUACCUUUACUGAAUACAUUUACUUUACCGGUGUAGUUGGAGUAGAAAAUACAUUCAUGAAAAACCAAAUGGGAUAUUAAAUGCAAAUUCGGCAAGUUUUGACAUUUGUGAAAGUUACAGUUUUACAAUUUGCACAGUGUGGGGAUCGUAAAACGUUUUAUGUACAUGAUAAGUUAUCUGGGAGAUAUUUGCUUUUUUUGCGUUAUCUAUGAAGUAAUUUGGGACAUAUAGUAAAACCAUUUAAAGGUGUGUGACAAACUUGUUUAAUCAAAACGAGAUUUGUUUAUAUUUUUAACUCGAUUCAAAUACCUGUGGAGGUCAGGGUAAAGCAGUUAGUCAGAGUGAAAGGAUUUAAAUUUAGGAUUGAGUAAGGGAUUUUAUUUAACACAAAAUGGAUGCAGAAGGCGAAAUACCACCCAUUCAAAAUGGGGAUGCACCAGAAAGUGACCAACCUGAGCAAGAGAUUUUUCCGUCAAAAAGGAGUAUCAGGUUCUGCACUGAGCAGUUAGAUGGGUUGCUGAGCCAGGAUCAGGAAGAGCUGUCUGAACGAGUCGCUCACCUAGAGAAACGUGUGCGUGAACAAGAAAAUGAGAUUGUAUGCCUCAAAGGUGCACUGGCCGAUGUUACCCGGCGUCUUGGACAGAUGGAGACUCUUUCAAAAUCACAAAACAGUAUUUUGCCAUCUAGACCAUUUAAAACACCAGCCCCUAGGAGAACAGAAAGACCAAAAUCACAGGUGAUAGAAAGCUCAAACUUUACACCUCGUUCCAGCGCUCCUAAUUCAGCCAGACAGACACCCAGGGGAGCAUCAGCGAAUACAAUGAAAAAAUGGGGAUCAACAGAAGAUACUCAGAAAACACCUAGACCACAUAGUAGCUCACAACUUACCCAGUCCAAACGUCUUAGUACUUCCCAUGGCAGCUUGCAUAUAAAACCGGCAAAAGGUAUUAAGGAGCCUACAUGGAACAAUGCCGAUGGGUAUCUUCGGAUGCACUUGAAGGGUCGUCCAGUGUGUUUGUUUGCCCCGGAUGAAGGGUAUGAAGAUUAUAAUGUCAAGGCAGAACAAGAUUGUCCUAAUGCAACACUUAAGCUAGAAUGGGUGUAUGGAUACAGGGGGCGAGACUGUAGGUCUAACCUAUACACUGUUGCCACGGGAGAAAUUUGUUACUUUAGUGCUGCUAUUGUUGUUCUACACAACUUUGAGUCAAAUUCUCAAAGAUUCUACGAUCAGCACACUGAUGAUAUCAAAUGUAUUGCUGUUCAUCCUGACCAAGUUACUGUUGCUACAGGACAGGUAGCCGGGCAUGAAAAGAAAGAAGGAAAGCUUGUAUUCCCAGACUGUAAGAAGCCUCAUGUGAGAGUAUGGGAGGUAAUCAAGUUACAGACACUACAUGUGAUCGGGGAAGGCGAGUUCCAGAGAGGUGUUUCCUGUGUAGCUUUCUCUAUAUUUGAUGGUGGGCAUUCACUUCUGGCAGUUGAUGAGGGCAAUGACCAUACUAUGUCCGUCUGGAACCUUCAAGGCAAAGUAAAGAAACUUGCAGAGUGUAAGUCAUCAGGUGACCCAGUCACACAGUGUGAAUUUCAUCCAACUGAAGAGAACAGUAUCGUCUGCUGCGGGAAAUCACAGAUUUCCUUCUGGACUUUCAUCAAGGAAGAAAAAAAGCUGGAUAAAAAGAUGGGAAUAUUUGGGAAAAAUGACAAACCAAAAGUUGUCAUCUGUUUCUGCUACACUCAAGAUGGUGAUGUUGUAUCAGGAGAUUCCAAUGGAAAUAUCUUCCUCUGGGAAAAAGGCGCGAACAAGAUAAGCAAAGCAGAAACUGGUGUACAUGAAGGAGGUGUGUUCAGUUUGUAUACAACUAAAGAUGGUAAUAUCUUAUCUGGUGGUGGAAAGGACAGGAAAAUACUGGAGUGGAGCAAAGAUUUACAGAGAACUGGAAAUAGUUAUGAGGUUCCAGAGGAAUUUGGAGGUGUGCGUAUGAUCAGUAGUGGACCAGGUAGUCUGAUUAUUGUUGGCACGAUCAGAAACUGUAUUCUACAGGCCAGCUCAGAUCUGGUCUUUACACCAAUGGUGGAGGGUCACAAGGAAGAGUUCUGGGGACUGGAUACAUUACCGGACACAUACCAGUUUUUGACAUGCGGCUCUGACAAAUACAUCUAUAUGUGGGAUGCACAAGCCCACACUGCCCUGUGGAGAAAGCAAAUUGCUGAUGAAGCCCAUUGUUGCUGUAUACACCCGAAUAAUAAAGUAGCAGCUAUAGGUACAACAAGUGGCAAGAUAGUCAUCCUUGACCUUGAAAACAGUGAUCAUGAGAUUGUUGCUGUCUACACUGAUGGAAAAGAGCAACAUGAAUGCAUUCAAUACUCUCCAGAUGGAGAAAUGUUGGCAUCUGGUAACCGUGACAACGGUAUUUACAUUUAUAAAGUAGAGGAAGAAGGAAGAAAGUGCCAUAAAAUUGGAAAAUGCUCAGGCCACAGCUCGUUUGUGACACACAUUGACUGGUCUUGUAAUGGGAAAUAUUUGAGGAGUAAUUCUGGAGACUAUGAGGUCCUGUAUUGGACAGCAAAGAACUGCAAACAGGAAACACAGAAGGAUGAUGUAAGGAAUUUAGACUGGGCCACAAACAAUUGUACUCUUUCUUUUGCAUCUGUUGGUGUUUGGCCAGAUGGCGCUGAUGGCACAGAUAUUAACAAUUGUGCUGUAUCACACCAAGAUGAUUCAAAGAGGGAGAGGCUGAUUGUCAGCGCGGAUGAUUUUGGAAAAGUGAACUUGUACAGCUAUCCUAGUAUCCAACCAAGGGCGGUUGGUCACUCGUACGGUGGACACAGCAGUCAUGUGACAAUGGCGAAGUUCCUGUUUGAUAACAGUCGCGUGAUCAGUGCCGGAGGUCGGGAUGCAACUGUCAUGCAGUGGGAAGUUAUCUACUAAAUUGUGUCCAGUUAUUGGCAAGAUGACGAUAGGUUAUCGGUUAAAGUAUGAAAUGGUUAUCGGCUAGAUGUAAUCUUGAUGCAGAAUCAAACAUUGAACUUGUUAGCGCGAAGCACAUUAUUAUAUAAAUAUUGUUCAAUCAAAUAAGAGAAAUCAUUAACUUUUCAAUAUGCACAUGCCUUUCUGUUUUAAGGUUAUCAAGUUGUUAUAUUAAGGAAAGUGUUUAUUUGAUAUGAGAUUCAUGUAAAUGUACUUAUUAUUUAAUAAUCAAUAGACAGCUAAGGACAUAAUUUCCUCUAUUAGUCAAUAAAUAGCACAGCAUAGCAUAUAUACACAUUGUAUGUAAAACUAUCUAACACCCAUAUAAUCUUAGACUAUAAUAAUCAGCUCGACUGUUUUUUCUUGAAUAAGAAAUAUGGAGAAUUUGUUGAAAAUAAUGCAUUUGAACAGUAACAAAUUGCAUUUCAUAUUGAUGUGUAUUUUUAAUGAACAGGCAAUAUUCAUUUCUUUUGUGAUUAUUUCCAAAAUGGUUACACAAACAGAGUGACACAGGGUACCCAUUCUUUUGCUGUUUACUGCUAACAGAAUUUAUAACCAGGUUUUCUAUCUAAUAAUACAUGGGUGCAUUAUGACUAUAAUUUGAUCAUUUUUGGUAGAGUUGUGGCCCUUUGUUGUUGCUGUUUUUUUUAACAAAUGAAAUAUUGGUGAAAAUCUUGUUUUUAUGACAGUUUUCUGACACUUGUUAAUUUUAUCCUACAAGUAAGUGGUAAAAUUGUAUUUAAAGUCAUUUAAAGCAAAAUUAGGUUUAAAGUUGUAUGUGUAUUUAAAUACCUGUUACAUUUGGUGCGCACAAAAUGUGUUUAGAAGACUUCAUUGUACAUAUAAUUAUACUUGUAUGAUAAGUAAUUUUAGUAAAUAAAACAUUAAAAUAUGAUUUUUUUUUAUCAAAACUCCUGCUUUAAAGCUUGUAUUUUUAUUUUGUAUUCUUUUAGUUAUUGGGUAAGGCACUGUAGUAAGUACAUGUAAUUUUUUUUAAAAAUCACUUAGUUUAGAUAAGUAAAAAUAUUUUUGAACAUUUUACUUGAUCAUUUAAGCUUUAUUUGUUUCUGAUUUUUGUUCUGUUUGUAAUCUUUUCAGGCUUUUUUAAUUGCUGAUCAUGUGACAUGUUUUAUUUUGUCUUGUUAGUGGCUUAAAAUUUAUCUAUGAUAAAAGCUGUGACAUAAACAUGUAUACAUGUAUUAUGUACUUAAAAAUGAAAUAUUGAGAAAUAUUGAUGAAAUAUAAUGCAUAUUUUCAUUUUCCAUAUUUUCACUGUCAAAAUUUCUUUUCAUUGUAAAAAUUUAUUUUUCACUGCAGUGAAGCAUAUUUUCCAUAAUGAUAUUUUCACUGGUGUCUUGCCUCCGGAUUUCUUUUUUCUGAAUUCAGCUAAUACAAAAAAAUUAAAAGUGAAUACUUUCUAAUCAUAAGGUUAAAAAAGAGAGAAAGUAUACAAUAAACAGAAAAUUCAAGUUUUUCUAUCAAUAUACGAUUUAUUUUCAUACCACUUUAUGAAAAGUAUUUAUAGGAAAAAAAAUAUUGGUUAUCCUCUUUAUAAUACCUUUAUCCUUAAUUGAAAUACAAAAUAUGUUAAAGGCAGUUGAAGCCAUUUUUUUAUUUAUGUCUGUGUUUAUGACCUCAGUGCUACAUGCUAUAUCUUUAAAUUAUAAUUACCAGUUAUAUAUUGUCACGUUAUUUUUAUGUUUCACAGUUUAAAUUUAUUAAGCAUUUUCAGUUUAUUGCAUGCUUUUGGAACUUUGGAAUAUACAGCUUUAUACUACAGUACAUUUGUAUAUAAAAUUAUAAUGAUUUUUAUCCAAAAAAAUGUUGUUUGUUAAAUUCUGCAUUUUCAGUCUGGGUUUUUUCCUUUGACGCAACAACAGAUUAUUAUAAUUUGUUACUGUUCAAAGUUUUGAGUUAUUUGCAUUGAUUUCUAUGUAUGUUAAAAAAAAAUUAAAACAUAUAUUUUUUGUCUAUGAUGAUGAAAAACAAAGCAUAAUCUAUAUUGACAGCAAAGAAUUAAACACUCUACUUUUUUUUUCUUCUUUUCAAUGACUUUUAUUCAAUUUUUUAAAUGCAGCUAGGGGAGGUAACUAGUGUUGCUUGAUAAAAAAAAUGUAUUGAUUAUUUUCCCUGCAUAUUAUGUUACACGUGCGACUUGUAUAAACGAAGUGUCUAACACCAGGAUUGAUACCCAUAGAAACAUUUUACCAUAAAUAUUUUCUCUAUAGCUUUUUUUUCUUGAUUUAAAUAUAACUACAAGGUAAUUAAGGAAUUUUUAUCAUUAUUUGACCAAAAACACAUGCACAUAUAAAAUCAUAGUUUAUUACAUUAAAAUAUUUUUUUGGGUGUUGUGUAUUUGUAAUAUAUAUUUUUUUCUCCUACUUGCAAUCAAAUAUACAGAUGAUAAAAGAACUAUAUUUUCUCUUAAAUCGUAAUCAUGUUUUAUUAUUUUGUAAUACAUUAUUGUUAUAUGUAUUGUAAGUUUCUCUAGGAAAUAAAUUCUUUAAAAAAGG